UCCGCCGUGAGAUCGACCACAUCGUCCAGGGUCCCCGAAUCUCCACUCAACGGCCUCAACAGGCCAUCAAGACAGGCCGUGCGCUCCUUGAGAUCGUGGAUUCUCCAGCCUCGUGGCACCGAUCAUGCGAAGAAAGAGUCACGGACUGUCGCCGGUAACUCCGCUACAAAUCCCGAACCUAGCCUGUCCUGGUUUCAUCUUGGCUCCAUCUUGGCUCCGGCCUGUUUGUUGGCCUCGUAGGACAGAAACCUCCACUCUUUCCCUAAAUCCCAUUGCCGGAUGCACUUCGUGCGUGCCUGUGCAUGGACAAAAGACUGAGAAUUCGUACCAAGCCAUGUCUCAGCGCAAGAAGCCAAGACAGGCAGGAUGGCUUACACCUUCAGGGCUAGUGCGCCGCCCCCAGCAAGCCAGUCCCUGCCGCUCUGUUUUGCCUGCCUGUUCUACAUACAUAGUAGUAUUCGUAUGUCAAUCCCUCCCGCGCCUCACCUCCGAUCGAUCCAACAAGCGCCAUGCUGUCCAACCGCUCGGCUACGCCACGACGGUCUAUGAGGCCCACCCUCACCGCGCGUUUCCCACUAAUCAACGGCCUCGCCUCACUCCCAGUUCCCGCGGUUGCGUUGUCUUUUGAGGCUGGCAGCUUGUAGUCGGUGUGCGUGUGGCUUCGUGGCAACAAUAUCUGCCGUGCUUCCCGGCGGCCGGCAGACUCGAGGUCCGAAAAGGCGG
Molecule: messenger RNA, 723 nt
Organism: Ilyonectria robusta
Lineage: Eukaryota; Fungi; Ascomycota; Sordariomycetes; Hypocreales; Nectriaceae
Exons: 1
Coding region: 125-628 (167 amino acids)
Source: RefSeq, a predicted model, not a curated record